GCAUCAAAAACACAUCUAAAGUGUGUGUGAGGGGGGAGAAACGUGUGUGUGUGUGUGUGUCGGCUCUACCUGUCGCCGCCCGGUAGGCGGUGAUAACGGGUGUGUGUGUGUGUGUGUGUGUGUGUGUGUGUGUGUGUGAUGGCGCGGCGGGGGGGCGGAGCCGCUCGGACAUGAGUAAAUGACGUCAGCGCCCAGGUCGCCGAGCAGUGAAACAAACAUGGCGACAGAAUGGAGCGGGCAGCAGGGUUACAUUCUCACCGUCAUUAUCUUCCUGUGGAGCGCCGUCGGCGGCCGCUCAGAGACGGCGGCGGCAGCGGCGGCGGCGGGGCCCGGCCGGGGCGGCGGCGGGAGCCAGGUGCUCGGCAUGCGGCUGGAGAGGAGCGACAAGCCGGCCAGCACCAAUGACGACGGUGUCAUCCAGGUGACUGAGGAGAGCACCGUGCAGCUCCGGUUUUACGGGGUGCAGCUCCACUCGGGCGCCUGGACGCAGAUCCGCUUCACGGAGCUGACGGACGGCGGGGACGAAGCGGCGGCGGCGGCGGCGGCAGAGGAGGAGGAGGCGGCGGCGGCGGCGGCGGCGAGAGGAGGCAGCGGCAUGAUGGAGGCGCCGGACAGGACUUGUGUUGAUUUCACGAAGGACAUCAGCAUCGGGAGCUUCAUGAACGUCAGCAGCCGCGGCACGUCCGGAGUCAUCACCAUGAACAUCAAGCCGCUCCGCAAGAGCGAGCCGCAGAAGGAGUACGCGCUGUGCACGCCGGGAGACGGCGGCGCCGGGUGGGUGCAGCUGGGGGACAGUGACGGCAGGCUGCUGGUGCUGGAGGAGAAGAAGUCCCUGCUGCCCGUGUGGCUGCAGGCCAUCCUCAUCUCCUGCCUGCUGGUGCUGUCCGGCAUGUUCAGCGGCCUGAACCUGGGUCUGAUGGCGCUGGACCCGAUGGAGCUGCGCAUCGUCCAGAGCUGCGGCACCGACAAGGAGAAGAAAUACGCCCGGAAGAUCGAACCCAUCCGCAGCAAAGGGAACUACCUGCUGUGCUCGCUGCUCCUGGGGAACGUGCUGGUGAACACCACCCUCACCAUCCUCCUGGACGACCUGAUCGGGUCCGGGCUGGGCGCCGUGGUGGCCUCCACCAUCGGGAUCGUGAUCUUCGGUGAGAUCGUCCCGCAGGCGCUGUGUUCGCGCCACGGGCUGGCGGUCGGAGCCAACACCAUCAUGGUGACCAAGCUGUUCAUGCUGCUCACCUUCCCGCUGUCCUUCCCCGUCAGCAAGCUGCUGGACGUCCUGCUGGGUCAGGAGAUCGGAACCGUGUACAACCGGGAGAAGCUGGUCGGGAUGCUGAAGGUGACGGAGCCGUACAACGACCUGGUGAAGGAGGAGCUCAACAUGAUCCAGGGCGCGCUGGAGCUCCGGACCAAGACCGUGGAGGACGUGAUGACCCCGCUGGGGAACUGCUUCAUGAUCCAGGCGGACGCGGUGCUGGACUUCAACACCAUGUCCGAGAUCAUGGAGAGCGGCUACACCAGGAUCCCGGUGUACGACGACGAGAGGUCCAACAUCGUGGACAUCCUGUACGUGAAGGACCUGGCCUUCGUGGACCCGGACGACUGCACCACCCUGAAGACCAUCACCAAGUUCUACAACCACCCGGUCCACUUCGUGUUCCACGACACCAAGCUGGACGCCAUGUUGGAGGAGUUCAAGAAAGGUAAAUCCCACCUGGCCAUCGUCCAGAAGGUGAACAACGAGGGGGAGGGGGAUCCGUUCUACGAGGUGCUGGGGUUGGUCACGCUGGAGGACGUCAUCGAGGAGAUCAUCAAGUCGGAGAUCCUGGACGAGUCCGACCUUUACACCGACAACAGGAACAGGAAAAAGGUCGACCCCAACAAAAACAAGCCCGACUUCUCGGCCUUCAAGCACGACGCCGACAGCAAAGUGAAGAUCUCUCCUCAGCUCAUGUUGGCAGCUCAUCGUUUCCUGGCUACAGAGGUGAGCCUGUUCAGCCCGUUCCAGAUCACAGAGAAGGUUCUGCUGAGGGUCCUCAGACACCCGGACGUCAUCCAGGAGCUCAAGUUCAACGAAAAUGACAAACGCUCGCCGCAGCACUUCCUGUACCAGCGAGGCAAACCUGUCGACUACUUUAUACUCAUCCUGCAGGGGCGAGUGGAGGUGGAAGCCGGAAACGAAAACAUGAAGUUUGAAACCGGCCCGUUCUCUUACUACGGAGUCAUGGCUCUCAGCUCGGCAUCGCUGGCCGUCACCCCUCCUCUCUCCCCAUCAGUGGCGUCCCCCCCUCCACGACGCCUCUCUCUUAAGAGGUUUUCUCUGUUCUCUCGUUUCCCAGAGUUUCGUUCGCCGUCACACGGGGGCAACCUCAACCGCUCGGCGUCUCUGAGCUGCACUGAGCGCGCUCCGGAGGUCGGCUCCGUGGGCGGCAGCAUCACUCAGAUCCCGGGCACGCCCUUCCAGUACAUACCGGACUUCUGCGUACGAGCUCUCACAGACCUGCAGUUUGUCAAGAUCACUCGUUCUCAGUACCAGAACGGUCUCCUGGCGUCCAAGCUGGACAGCACGCCGCAGUCUCCGGAGGGCAGCCACACUCGCCUGGACACGUCGGCAUCUUUGCCCCCCGCGACGCCACCCGGGAACCGCAACCCACUGCCGCUGGCCACGCCUCCCGCACGGCGCCAGCCGUCAAACACUCGCGCCCCUCUGCCCCCGACCACCACCUCCUCCUCCUCCAGCCGCAGACCCAGCCAGUGUCUGCCUCAAGCGACUCCGCCUCCGAGCAACCACACGGUCUCUCUCUCCCAGAUCUCUCCGUCCUCCAUCAGUACAACGACAGGCACGUUUAACCCCCACUCCUCUCAGACCUCCUCCCUCUCCUCCAAGGCCCAGCAGUCCCCGGCCUCUGCCGGGCCGGAGAACGGGCCGGGGGAGACCACCACUCUGCUCAGUGAGCAGCAGAACUGUGCGGGCCCACGCAGGCCCAGCCACACCCAGGCACACCCCCACCCACACGUUCACACCAUCAGUCACGCACACACUGAAAGCACCAUCUAACCACCAUCCCUGCGGGGGAACCAAACCACCUGUGCACUCACCUGCGUAACACACACUCGCACUACUUCUUGUUCCUGUCUGCUUGUUGUCUCCUGAACCUUUCUGUAGUCGUCUGAGGGAUGCUGAGGAUCAGCACAUCUGUGUAUUUUGUAAACAGAGAUCCUCUUCAGAUCCCUUCCUGCAUGAUCCCCUCCCACCACCGAAGAAGACCGAGAACAGACUGAAGGGGGAACACGAGUGAGGAGGAGAAACGUGGACGGGGAUGUUUCUAUGUGAGUGAGCUCAGUUCACCCAGGUUACAAAGAGCGCCUCGGCUGGUCUCCGACAUGUUUUGGUUCUGUUCGUCCAGGUUUUGAGAUUUCUGCCUCGACCUCAGUGAAAUAUUAACUCAACAGAAACGUGUCUUUACUGAAACAAUUCUCCAGUUUCUUUGGAUCAUUUACAGACCUCAGUGUGAGCUAGUUUCAGAGAAAUUACUUCACCUGUAGAAGAACAGCUAACAGUGAGAUCUGUGUUCAGAAUAACUAGGACGUCUGUGUGGGUGCACUCAAAUCUUAUGCAUUAAACUGUACAGCUUGUUAAAAAGAAAAAAGUCAACUUCCAAGUUGUAAUCACGACUGAGAUCAUCUGACUCGGCUCUUACAGUCAGGAAGUGCCUGAAAACCAAACAAACAUGGACGCCAAAGACUGUUCGAUGUAGCCAAACUUGAUUUUAAGGGGACAGACGGAGAGGUGAUCAGUGCUAACGUAAGUCAGACCCUCUCUUCAUUAAAAAGGAAGAGGUGGCUAAUGCUAGCUAGGCUCUUUCACUGCUAAUGUUUAGCAAGGUAGGCUAGCUAGUUAGCUUCCACCUGUUGUUACUGGUGCAGUAAACAAUGUGUGCCUGUCGGGAAAUAAAGGGAAUCAAAAAAGACUCCGGUACGUAACGUAAGGUGGCGGGUUGACAGCAUGUCUCCUAGCAACGCUGUUCGUCAGUUAGCUGUUGUCAUGGGAACCGCCCAGAGCUUUUUGUCAAACCUAAUUUGUUGAUGAUCCGAGCGACAGAAACAAACGUGGCAGAUAUCUCAAAACCUCCGCACAUGAAACGGAGACUAUUUGAAGGUUUUGGGGUUUUGUUUUGUUUUUUUUGUAACUUCUGUGAACUGAGCCUUUAAAUCACCACCGGUACGACAUUAACACCUCAACAUUCCCACCUGUCGAUCCAGACCCUGCUGCACCGGCUACUGUGAAGAGCAAAUCUGUUCUGUUGUUGUUGUUGUUUGUUUUUUUUAUUAUUCAGUUUUUCCAAAGAGUGAAACUUCCAGGAGCUCCGCGGUUACAGCCGAGGUUUCGUUUCAGUACGGUUGCUUUUUUUUUUCCCGUCAGGUCUUGUUAUCGAAGGCCAGUUUUGUUCGAAGAGUGUUGUCUCGAGUUCAGGCGGCUUUUAUCGAGGCGUAGUUACGAAUGAAUCGUUCCGUGUCUCGUCUGUGCUGAGCUGUCGGUGAAUCAAUUCAACUACCAGCAAACAGACCAGAUUCACUGUUCUGAGUGGAAGUUAAACAGCCACGCCGGUGAUUUUGAAUGUUUUCACCCAUUUAAUACAAAUCUUGAAUGUUACGCUUUAGAUAAUUUAUCAAACCAUGCUGUAGCUUUUGGAUAUAUUAGCAAAUUAAAGGCAGCUGUUGGUUUUCAUUCAUUUUUAAACAUCAACUCAAACUGAACAACACGUCGUAAUAUUAGACGUGACAACACAAAAAGCAGAUUUUAUGUUUUCACAACUCAAGCAGGUCGAGUUCAGGUUGACUCAAGCAACUAGAGCUCUGAUUGGCUGAACUCCUGCCAACACACGACAGCCGGCCAAUCAGAGCUCCCUGCAGCAGGAGAGACGUCUUUAAAUUAAACACUUUUUAAACUUUAUUUUUGCUAUUUUACAUCAAAACAUUAUAAUAAAUUUGCUAUUUGAAGACAGAAUAAAGAUAAUAUUUUUAAAAACAUUUUAAGUAAUGUAAUGUGAAGUACUUAAAGGCUUUUGCCAUCAUGAAUGUUUUAAUUUCUAAUAAUAAAACUGAAUUGAAUUGAAACCAAUUGCUGCCAAAAAAGUAGAAAUACAAACUACAUUCUUGCAUGCACUAAAAAAUAGUCUGCAAGAAUAAUAAAUUACACAUGAUUUGUAUUUAAGAGGCUGAAACAAAAACACCGGUAUGGCCCUUUAAGUCGAUGUUACUAGUGUUGUGAAGGCAAUAUGUGUUAAAUUAUUUAAGUUCCGAGAGUGAUAUAAGAAUAUUUAUUUUAUGUUCUAAUUAUUUAUAUAUAUAUAUAUAUUUGACGUUCACUUUCUUGUUUUGUAUUUUAGAGAUUUUAUUUAUUGUUUUCUUUCUUUGGUUCUUGAAAACUCUGCAGUUUGAGUUGAAGGACGAGCUGCAGACGACGCUGUACGAUAUAUUCUCACUGUGAACGGGACGAGCCGACCGAACCUGUGGACUGAUGUCAGAGGUUAACGUGUCUCCUCGCACGCCAGUUUGGGUUCAUGUGUAACACAAAAGACCAAAAUAACCCAGAGGAACAUGUAGUUUAGUUUAGAGGUUCCAGUAGAACGUGUUUUUAAUUAAACAUCAUCUGCUGUCAAAGUUUAA
This is a messenger RNA of Acanthopagrus latus (yellowfin seabream), 5667 nucleotides long. RefSeq names its product metal transporter CNNM4. The transcript is spliced from 8 exons. The record is from RefSeq and is a predicted model, not a curated record. Gene Ontology annotation, molecular function: magnesium ion transmembrane transporter activity; sodium ion transmembrane transporter activity. Gene Ontology annotation, biological process: magnesium ion transport; magnesium ion homeostasis. Gene Ontology annotation, cellular component: plasma membrane. NCBI's taxonomy places the organism in Eukaryota, Metazoa, Chordata, Actinopteri, Spariformes, Sparidae. Bases 179 to 3055 code for a protein of 958 amino acids.